CAUGUGGCUCGCAUUGUCCUCUUCAAAUCCCGACCUUGGACCUCUCUGUAUGGAGUAUACAGCUGUACGAUUAUUUUCUUAGUGGAUUAAUCAAAAAGUUGUAUGGAUUAACUGAAUUAUUCGUUAGACCCGAGACCCGGGGUGGGUAAAUAUUUUGAAUCGCGGGCCGCAUUGAGUUAAUAAAAUUGUCCUGGGGGGCCAUAUUUAACACACACACACACACACACUCUAUUUUAUGCUUAUAAUUUUCCUUGAUUUCUUUGUCAAAUUUUAUCUAUAAAAGUGUUCUAUCAGCUAUUUAAAGGAGCACUUUAAACACCAGACCCCAUCAAAAUAUGUUAUUUAAUUUUACAUUUUUUUUUGUUUUUUUUUUUUUGUUUUUUUUUUUACUAAAUAAGACAUCCGACUUACAAGUCAGGUUGCCAGUUUGUAUGUUCAAAGUUGAAAUACUUAGAAAGCAACUAGCGGGCCGGAUUCAAACGCUUGGUGGGCCGCAUGUGGCCCCCACGCCGUAGUUUGCCCACCCCUGGCCUAGACGGAAUCAAAUCAAAAUGAACCAAACCCAAACAGAUAAUGCUUUGCAACAUCUUAACAUGCAUCCUUUUGGAAAGGUGUAGAUUAAUUGAUUAAUUAAUUCAGCCUGCCUUUAUGCAUAGCCAUGUGCGUGCGUGUCUGUUUUCCUCGUCUCUUGCCUCCAAACAGGCAGGAAGAGAGUUCACUCUGUGCAUUUGGUUUCAGCACUUUGACACAUUUGUUCCGUAGAACAGCGUAAUGGGCGGAGGCGGGGCUGCGAGCAUACACACAGAGUGCAGUACAGUUGAUUGUAGUAGAAAUUAAAUUUUUUUUCAUUGUACUUUUCUUUUUUUUAAAAGUGCCAUCUCGUUCUUGUGGACACAAUCCUGUGUGUUUAAUUAAUCUGAUUAAUCGCUACAGCUUUUGUGGAGUUUGCAUGCAUGUAAUGUUUGGAGAUGUGAAUGUGGAUGGUUGGUUGUCUUUUUGUAUGCUGCCAUUGACCGACGACCAGCGCAGGUUGCACGCCCGCCUCUCAUCCAAAGUCAGCCGGGAUCGGCUUCAUCGCACCCGUGACCCUGAAGAGGUAAGCGUUUUGUUGGGGAGAAUACCCAAAAUAAGCUAAAUUAAAUGCUUGAGUGAACUUUGAGGAGCUUUACACCAGGGAACUUAUUCACAUGAAUAAUGUUUUUGCAUUUUAAUCAUGCAUGCAGUGCAAAUUUCUGUUGGAAAAAAAAAAAAACGUCAGUAGGCGUUUAUUCAACCGGUGGUGCAUCGGUCGGUACUUUCCACCUCAAGUUUCCCCCCCAAAGGCGCCACACCUUAAAAUGAAGUUUCUGCCAACACAUCAGAUCGAGUUAAUUUAUUUGUAGUCUCUCCCUAAACUCCUCCCUUGCUUUCUUUUUCUAAUGUAAACAAGACAAAAAAGAAAAAAAUGACAUAAAGUAGGUUAUCAGGAACAAGCUGUCAAUUAAAGCUUAAAUCCCAUACCCCAUUGAUACCUCUUUGGACAUGAUCACAGUGUGUUGUACUCGAAUGUGUUGCCAGAUGUUUAUAGCAAUGACUGUUAAUGGCUCCCCAAGCUGGACACAGACUAGUCCCAAGGUUCACUCAUUUUAUUCUUUGUUCUUUUUGAAAAGAUAUUUCUUUAAAAUGGUUGCUCUCUUUCUUUUUUUUUGUCCAGAAAUAAAACAGAGCUACUUUCAUUUCUAAACCAAAACAGAAAGUAAAAGUGUUAUUGUUGUCCCCGGCCUCAUGGCAUAGAAGCAGGUUGUGCAAGGACAUGAGGCAGGACAUGCUUUGUCGAGAAUUUGUUUUUUUUUUGUGGAAGACAUUAGAUAAAAAUAGCAAUUGCGGUACGGUACGUUUGGAGAACCGAGAACCGAGCCUGCCCGGUUCCAGGAUGCAGGAAACGGAUCGGGAUCCCUUUUUCGGUGACGACUACGGAUAUUUACCAGAGGAUUUGUCGGAGUACAUGAAUGACAAAUACCUGGAGACAACAGUCGACACAGGCAGCCUCUUUGGUGAUGAUCACCUGCUGAAUUUGGACGAAGAGGUCAACAACUUCAGUGCCACUCCUAUACCAGCUGAGCUACCCAAGCCUGACGGCAACUAUGAGGGGGAAAAAAUCAAACCAACCGCAAGGAAAAAUGGCCAAAAAAGACAGAGAGGCGCUGACACGGGAUUGGUGCAGAGUCCGGGAGACCCAAGACUUCUUUCCACGCCUCAAAGGAAUAUCUUUCCUCUCAAUCCCUCGCUCGCAUGUAUCACAUUCCCAAACACUACAGCUUAUCAGCUUAUCCACUCUGCUGCUCCCACGUACAUAUUAGUGCCUCCUUCACAACCGCCAUGUCAACAGAAGCAGCCACCCGUCUCCCAAGAGAUGGCUCCUAAUAACAGAGUUGAACAGUCUCCCAACAUGAUAAACAUUCCACAGAGCGUGAAGAAGUACAUUGAGUCCGCCAAAGCCCUCGUGAAUCAAACCUGUGAGGAGAUGGAGCCGGGGCUAAGUUUGACGUCUCAUUACGUGGACGCUCAACUGAUCCGACGGGAGAUCUUCCACUCACAGAAAAGGAAAAACAAAAGCAGCACGUGCAUUAGCAAACAAAUGGAUGCCACGGGAGAUAUUGAUCGGCAAAACAGAGUGCUGACAUUGAACCAGAUAUUUGAGAACUCCAAUGGAGAACCCAAGCGAUACAUUCUGUUGCUCGGCAAUGCAGGCAUGGGAAAAACCACCCUGAUCAGAAAGCUAUGCCACGAUUGGUCGAGGGACCGCUUACCGCAAUUUGACUUUCUAUUUUUACUAAACGGCAAAGCUACCACUUUAACGGAACCGUCCUACAGUCUUCAAACGCUUCUUCUCAACCUUUUCUCCUUUGUGCCUUCCGGCAUCGAGGCUAAGGAAGUGUACACUCAAAUCCUCGCAUCCCCUAAACGCGUACUCAUCAUUUUUGAUGGAUUCGAUGAACUUCGGGAUUACGAUGUUCUUUUUCAAGGCCCGGAAAAGGACUACGCUGUAUUGGAGAAAGAAAGUAAAGGCGUGUCCUGCACGGUUAGCCAACUGUUCUCCGUGAUCCUGCAAAGAACCGCUCUCAAAGGAUGCACCCUUCUGCUCUGUGCCAGACCACGAGGCACCGCCUCGCAAGUCGUGCAACGAUUGGAUAGUCUUUUGGAGAUUAGCGGCUUCACCAAUGUAAAUUACAUCCAGGAUUAUUUCCUCAAGUAUUUUUCUACACCUAAUGUUCGAAAAUAUGCUAGCAAGUGCUUAGAAGACUCUAGCUACCUCCGUGAACUUUGUUGGAAUCCCGGACUCUGUCGACUGGUGUGUUUGGUUUUGGAACACUCAAACAGUUCUGAGGACCUUCCGAGAACUUUAACAGAGCUCUGCCAUCAAGUGCUUUGUAUCAAAGUUCAAAGCGACAACUGGGGUUCGUGUACCCAAGCCAACGAUCAAAGACAAUCGUCAGACGAAGACCCGAUUCAAGUCCCAAACGGAGCAGAGGUGAGAAAAAGAAAAAGAACAAUGAAGAAAAAACAGUGCAAAAAACCAGUGAAGCGGAAAAGUGUUGGACUGGAGGAACGAGACAUGCUUUCGGAGUUGAGUUUUUUGGCCUACCAAGGAGUCAAGGCCAGCUCUUCAAUCCUCCCGACAGAAGUCAAUUUACGUUCACAACUAAAGACUUUCGGACUCAAGUGGGGACUUUUUCUUGCUUACCAAGUGACAACAAGACCAGCCCACUCAAGUCAUGAAACGGGAAGAGUCGUCGAAGGAGAAGACGCAAAACAAAGGAAAAAUCCCGAAAGUGUGGACACGGAAAACAAGGAUUCGAACGACAACAUCUUGUUUUGGGCCAACCCUUUCCUACAGUGUUACCUAGCAGGAGUCCAUAUGUCGCUUUCAAGAAAUUUCGAAUUCAAUCACUUCAUCCGGAACCUCCCCUUCCAGACGAGUCCGAAGGGACGUCGGCGUCUCCAAAUAGAAUCGCAAGAGCUAACUCAACGAUUCGUGGUCGGCAUCAUGUUCCUUCACAGAACGCAGCAUCACCGGCUUCAUCUGGACAUCCAACCCAAAAAGCGGGAUUUUGUCACCAACCAUCUCAAGAGGCUUUCUCUUGCCGCCCUGGCCCCAGGACAGGCCCUGGAGGCGUGCCACUAUCUUUUUGAGUCUGGAUUCACACACGGAAACAGGAGUAGUGAACAAUUGGUAAAAGAACCUGAAGAACUCACAUUUCACAGCGUUCCACUCACCCCACCGGACGUCUUUGUUGUGCAGAAGAUUCUUGAAAAGGCCGGACCUUUUUCUUUAGAUCUGCAGGACACUGGGAUACGGAUCUCAGGACUCAGGUCUCUAGUGAGUCUUGGCAUCUGCAGCACAUACAGGGCCUGCAUCGCUGAUGUCAUCGCCCUAUGGGAGCAGUUAGAGCAGAACCGCGAAAGGGGGCUCCUGAAAGACAUGGUCACCAAAUUCCAGAUCCACCCACUGAAAGUCAUGCAAGUGUGCCAAGUAGACCACUUGGCAAAACUUGUGAACAUCCACUUACACAGGAGGCUCUCGAACUGUCUCAAAGACUCUGACCCCAUCCUGGACCAGGGAGUUCCAGCCAUCAAGGGACUACGGAAACUAGAGUUUGAUCUUGGUCCAGAACUUUGGCCCCUGGCGGUCCCCAAGCUUUGGGAGUUUCUACCGGAUUUACGUGAUCUCCAGCACCUAGAUUUGGAGGGCAACAAGAUUGGAGACCAAGGAGCUGAGCAGCUGGCCGAUACGUUUGCCUCCCUCUCCUUUCUCGAGAUACUCAAUCUGUCGCAGAAUGAUAUAGGAGACAAGGGGGUGAGGAAACUGGUGACAACACUAAAGGAUCUACCUAAAUUGCACUGUUUAAUCCUGUAUAGCAAUGUGAUUUCCGACAGAGGAGCCUACAGCUUAUCUCUCGUCCUACCUCACAUGACUUCAUUGACGGACCUAGACGUGACGUACAACAAGCUGUCAGAUGUCGGCGCAGAGCGCUUGGCGGCAAGCCUGAGGAGCUGUAAACAAAUGAAGACUUUAAGGAUGUGGAACCAGUGCAUUCCAUACGGAGUAUUUGAGAGACUAAAGCAGCAGGACCCCAGGAUACUUUGGCAUUAAAGCGCUAUAGAAGCUCAGGUCCAUGCACCACCCUCUAUGCAUGCUUACAUUUCUCAUAAUAUAUAUAUAUAUAUUAGGGUGUUCAGCCCUUAUAUGGUGAUUUUUUUUCUUUCGAAAUUUGAAGCGGCUAAGUGCUGAAUCGGUUCCAUUUCGUAAAACCAUUAACUGAGCAAAAUAACAGCUUUUUUCACACACGCAUUCCCGUGCCUCACUAUACCCAGGUAUGUGAUAACAACAUUGUACCAGUACCAGGUGCCCACUGAAGGACGAAGUUGCAUGCACUGCCAGCCGAGCCCAGUCCAGUUUGCUGCCCCUAGGCGAAAGCUCCUAUAGUCCGCUGCCACAGGGGCGAGAAGCCGAUGCCUUUAUUUUCACAUUACACAUAGGUAGACACCAUUACACGCAGCCAAUGCCAUUACCCGGCGUGUCGACCAUCAACUUCAAGAAUAGGUUCUGAGACCGUUGUGUGACGAACAGACUUAACUUCAAGUCAGCUGUUUUUGGACCAGCCUUCAAGUUGAGGUUCACCCGACGGAGGUCCUUCUUUGUUGGCGGCACAGAUGCCAUGUUCUCCAGCAUCUCCUUCUUCUCGUCCGGCGACACCUUCUUGGAGAACAGGGCAAGACCAACGAGAUCCUCGCUCAGGUACCAUAAGUGGCCCUUUACUUUCUGCAUCGCCUUCCCCGCCACGUCAGCGUCGACCAGUUGACCAUAGGCUUCGAUUUCCUUCACCAGAAGCAGGUCGUUGAUCGGAGCAUCCGCGGCGUAGGGAGCCUCGAACCAGUGGCACACAUAGACAGAGACCAGGAAGGUACACAACCGCUGGAUGGCCUGUUCCUGGUGCUUGCUGAUGGCGAAGUUCGCUGCUUCCUUCAGCUGCCGUCGGAAGAGGCAUAUCUUCAGACAGUAAAGCCCCUUUGCCAUCCAGCGGGCUCGGUGGUAGGCUCCAGGUCGGCGGAAUGCCAUCUUGGGCUUCUUCCCCAAGUAGGCCAGUGUCAGGUUCAGCAGCUCCAGGUAGUCGUCCCUGGUUUCGGCCUUCUCCAUGUGAUUGAGGACAAACUGCUCGAUCUCGUUGGCUCUGUCCGAUAUCCAUUGAUGGGACCUCUGGUUAGAGUCAUCGUAGGAGGACUGGUCUAGCCUGCCCCAGAAGUCUUUGAAUCUCCCAAAGAUGGGAAUGUCUGGUCCAGACGAGGAGAAGAAGUGGUCAAACACCGCUGACAUUACCAACUCUGCCAUGUGAUGACGGCAUGCCAGGAAGAGGAGUCGGGAUCCAAGAGCUCGCUCCACUACAGCACAAGCGCCACCGUGAACGCCUGUGUUGGCAGCUGUCGUAUCGAAGCAGAGUCCCGCCAGCCAAGGUUUGACUUGAGGCCAUUCUUCCAAAACCUUCAGGAUUGCUCCUCCCAUGGCCACGCCAGUCCCUGCCAGGAUGGAGGGGACGGACAAAAUCUUCUCCAGACCCAUUCCUGUCACCACAAUCGCCAAGCGAUCGCUUCGCCCACCCUCAGGAUCCGGGAUGUGGUGAGGCACGGGAUAGGGAUGUCGCGGGAGAAAUUGCAAACUGCGGUGCAAUACUCUCGGGUAGUAGAGCUGAAUCAAAACUCAGCACAACGAAUAUCACAAACUUUUAUUUUUCUGAACACCCUAAUAUAUAUAUAUAUAUAUAUAUAUAUAUAUACAGUAUGUGCAGGCCACAUACAGUAUUUGCACUAUUCUUGUUUGACACUCAAGAAAUAACAAAGGAAUGACUUGAAAGCACUACAAUACUGCAAUACUGUAUUACAGUAUUGUUUUAUGUGUGUGUCAGUUUUGUAUAUUGUCAACAUAUUUAUGUCACUUCACUAAUCUCGUCUGUUUUUUGUUCUAUUAAAAACCUGUGACUUCCUCCGCAACGGGUUUCUCUUCUCCUUAGCGGCUCCUAUGAAAAUUAUGUCCACGUCAACUGUUACUCUUCAGUGCAACACCCCAUGAUGUCCCCGCUUUAAAGUGCGGCUCGGGUGACGGACAUAAAGCAGCGGUGCAGCGUCCGGUGCUGGUAGAAUGAGUCUUCUUCAAGGGACGGAAGCCCAACAGGUUCUCUUUGGUUUGUUUUCAACCGAGACAACCUGUCAUGUAAAAAAAAAAAAAAAAAAGUUAGUGAUAAUAAUUACAUGUAAUACAUAAUUGAUGUGGGCGGCACGGUGGUCGAGUGGUUAGCACGCAGACCUCACAGCUAGGAGACCAGGAGGAGUGUAAAGGUGACUAUAGGGAUGCUAUUUCAUGUCUAGAGGGCUCUAAUGUUAAAAAGUCUAUUUGGAAGGUCAUAAACGUUAACGUGCAGGCCUCACAGCUAGGAGACCCGAGUUCAAUUCCACCCCCGGCCAUCUCUGUGUGGCGUUUGCAUGUUCUCCCCGUGCAUGCGUGGGUUUUUUUCCGGGUACUCCGGUUUCCUCCCACAUUCCAAAAACAUGCUAGGUUAAUUAGCGACUCCAAAUUGUCCAUAGGUAUGAAUGUGAGUGUGAAUGGUUGUUUGUCUAUAUGUGCCCUGUGAUUGGCUGGCCACCAGUCCAGGGUGUACCCCGACUCUCGCCCGAAGAAGACAGCUGGGAUAGGCUCCAGCACCCUCCACGACUCUCGUGAGGAUAAGCGUUAGAAAAUGAAUGAAUGAGUUCUCCUAUUUUGUGUGGAAGUGGUAACUUUUUGGCUUCUUAUUUUGUCUUAUUUUGUCUUUCCCCACCCUCGGUCAUCUCAUGGACGACUGUCUGCAUGGCGGUCGAGUGGUUAGCGUGCAGACCUCACAGCUAGGAGACCAGGGUUCAAUUCCACCCUCGGCCAUCUCUGUGUGGAGUUUGCAUGUUCUCCCCGUGCAUGCGUGGGUUUUCUCCGGGUACUCCGGUUUCCUCCCACAUUCCAAAAACAUGCUAGGUUAAUUAGCGACUCCAAAUUGUCCAUAGGUAUGAAUGUGAGUGUGAAUGGUUGUUUGCCUAUAUGUGCCCUGUGAUUGGCUGGCCACCAGUCCAGGGUGUACCCCGCCUCUUGCCCGAAGACAGCUGGGAUAGGUUCCAGCACCCCCCAUGAGGAUAAGCAGUAGAAAAUGAAUGAAUGAAUGAAUGAGUUCUCCUCCUAUUUUGUGUGGAAGUGGUAACUUUUUGGCUUCUUAUUUUGUCUUUCCCCACCCUCGGUCAUCUCUGUGUGGAGUUUGCAUGUUCUUCCCGUGCAUGUGUGGGUUUUCUCCGGGUACUCCGGUUUCCUCCCACAUUCCAAAAACAUGCUAGGUUAAUUAGCGACUCCAAAUUGUGUUUUGUGAGUCUGGAACUAAUUAACCACGAUAAAUGAAAGUGUUAAUUGUAUACUAAGUUUUAUGGAAAGACUUGUCCACUUUAAAGGAUAUUGCAUAAAACAACAAUUGUUUUCUGACAUAAAUAAGAAACCAAGCCAAUUAUUUUAUGCAUAAAAAUAUUUAAAAACAUAAUUAUUCUGCAU
Molecule: messenger RNA, 8596 nt
Organism: Doryrhamphus excisus (bluestripe pipefish)
Lineage: Eukaryota; Metazoa; Chordata; Actinopteri; Syngnathiformes; Syngnathidae
Source: RefSeq, a predicted model, not a curated record